Molecule: messenger RNA, 1692 nt
Organism: Nakaseomyces glabratus
Lineage: Eukaryota; Fungi; Ascomycota; Saccharomycetes; Saccharomycetales; Saccharomycetaceae
Gene: HXT1
Product: sugar porter family MFS transporter
Biological process (GO): transmembrane transport; carbohydrate transport
Cellular component (GO): plasma membrane
Molecular function (GO): carbohydrate:proton symporter activity
Source: RefSeq, a predicted model, not a curated record
AUGAAUUCUCAACCGGAUUUGAUAAGUCCACAAAAAUCCUCUUCUUCAAAUGAGGUGGAUUCUCAUGAAUCCAAAUAUCUAAACCAAGUCGGCAAGAAUGAUAUGGCUGACGAAUUUGUUCAGAACGAAAUGAUUGCCAACCCAAACACUGGUAAAGGUGCUUUUGUCGGUGUCAUUAUCAGUUGUUUCAUGGUCGCUUUUGGUGGUUUUGUCUUUGGAUGGGAUACCGGUACUAUUUCUGGUUUUGUCGCACAAAAGGAUUUCAUUCACAGAUUUGGUAUGAAGCAUCCUGACGGAACUGAAUACUUAUCCAAGGUCAGAACUGGUUUAAUUGUCUCUAUCUUCAAUAUUGGUUGUGCCAUCGGUGGUAUUAUUCUAUCUAAGCUUGGUGACACUAAAGGUCGUAAGAUGGGUUUGGUUGUUGUCGUUGUUAUUUACAUCGUUGGUAUCAUCAUCCAAAUCGCUUCCAUUAACAAGUGGUACCAAUACUUCAUCGGUAGAAUUAUCUCUGGUUUGGGUGUUGGUGGUAUCUCUGUUCUAUCUCCAAUGUUGAUUUCUGAAGUCGCUCCAAGUGAUCUAAGAGGUUCUCUAGUUUCUUGCUACCAAUUGAUGAUCACAUUGGGUAUUUUCUUGGGUUACUGUACUAACUUCGGUACCAAGAACUACACUAACUCUGUCCAAUGGAGAGUUCCAUUGGGUCUAUGUUUCGCCUGGGCUCUUUUCAUGAUCGGUGGUAUGACCUUCGUUCCAGAAUCCCCACGUUAUUUGGUUGAAGCUGGUCAAAUUGAAGAAGCCAGAUCAUCCUUGGCCAGAAUCAACAAAUGUUCCCCAGAUCACCCAUACAUCCAACAAGAACUAGACUUAAUUCAAGCUAGUGUUGAUGAAGCUAGAUCUGCAGGUUCUGCUUCUUGGGGCGAAUUAUUUACCGGUAAGCCAGCUAUGUUCAGACGUACUCUUAUGGGUAUCAUGAUUCAAUCUUUGCAACAAUUGACAGGUGACAACUACUUCUUCUACUAUGGUACUAUUGUUUUCAAGGCUGUUGGUUUAGAAGAUUCCUUCGAGACCUCCAUUGUUUUCGGUGUUGUCAACUUCUUCUCCACCUGUUGCUCUUUGCUAACUGUCGAUCGUUUCGGUCGUCGUAACUGUUUACUGUAUGGUGCUAUCGGUAUGGUCUGCUGUUACGUUGUCUAUGCUUCUGUUGGUGUCACAAGAUUAUGGCCCCAUGGUCAAGGUAAUGGCUCUUCCAAGGGUGCCGGUAACUGUAUGAUCGUCUUCUCCUGUUUCUACAUCUUCUGUUUCGCUACCACCUGGGCUCCAAUCGCUUAUGUUAUUAUCUCUGAAACUUUCCCAUUGAGAAUCAAGGCCAAGGCCAUGUCCAUUGCAACUGCUGCUAACUGGAUGUGGGGUUUCUUGAUUGCCUUCUUCACUCCAUUCAUCACCAAUGCCAUUAACUUCUACUACGGAUAUGUUUUCAUGGGCUGUAUGGUUUUUGCAUACUUCUAUGUUUUCUUCUUUGUCUCAGAGACAAAGGGUUUAACUCUAGAAGAGGUUAACGAAAUGUAUGCCGAAGGUGUUUUGCCUUGGAAGUCUUCCAAAUGGGUUCCUGCUUCCAGAAGAGGUGCUGAUUAUGAUGCCGAUGCUUUGAUGCACGACGACACCCCAUGGUACAAGAGAGUUGUUGGUAGAGGUUAA